Daldinia caldariorum is the source of this 1427-nucleotide messenger RNA. RefSeq lists its product as uncharacterized. The transcript has a single exon. The coding region runs from base 268 to 975 and encodes 235 amino acids. NCBI's taxonomy places the organism in Eukaryota, Fungi, Ascomycota, Sordariomycetes, Xylariales, Hypoxylaceae. The record is from RefSeq and is a predicted model, not a curated record.
UGUGACAAGAAGCAUCACAACAACCUGCAAUAACAGGACAACAAUCACCUACCAGAACGCUGUGCAGAAGAGUAUAUAGGUAGCCAAAGACGUGGCCCGUUGUGAAGGAAUGACCUCAGAACCAACACUCGUCAAAGAACCUUGAUUCCUACAGACAAGAAAAGAAAAAAAAAACAUUCACCUAAGUCUCAACUCAACAGAUAGACUGCCUACCUAAGCUAUCUAUCUACAUCAGACUUCCCCCUCUUUUUUUUCCACCGAGAAGCAAUGGUUCGUGCCGAGGCUCCCAAGCUCCGACCUAUCCUGAAGCCGAUCUCUGUCGGGGCGGGCUCUUCGCCUCCGCCAACGCCGUCGCCUCUGCGGGUGAUAUUCGCGGCGGUGGCGCGGGACGCGCAGACGGGGGCCGCGGUGCCGCCGAGCCCGCGGACGCGCGAGCAGUUCUACACGUCGGUGAAGGAGCGGCAGAAGGAGAAGAGGCGCGAGAGGCGGGCCGAGCGGAUCGAGGAGAUCAGGGCGGAGCUCGAGGCUAAGAAGGAGAAGAAGAAACAGCAGCAGGAGAAAGAUGAGGAGGAAGAAAGAGAAAAAGAAAAAAAAGAGAGGAAGAAGAUGAUCAUGAAGAUGAAGAUGAAAAAGCAGGAGGAGGAGAAGGAGGCGGAAAAGUUGAUGAUGAUGAUGAUGAAAAAGAGAGAAGAGAAGCUGAAGAAGAAAGAAGAUGAGUGGAGGAAGAAGAAAAUGGAGGAGCGGGAGGUCGCGAGGAAGUUCGCGGAGCUGGAGAAGCUCAUGCGCGAGGCGCACGCCCGGGCGCGCAAGUUCGACAGGAUCGUGGGGUUCGGCCUCAACGAGGGCUGGUACUCGAAUAUGAUCGAGUGCAUGCGGGCCGUCUAUUGCCAGGGAGAAUGGAUGGCCUGCUGCGCUUGGAUGGUAUUCCGGUCUGGUAAGCCCCGACCCGUCGGCGGUUUGCUUGUACCUACCUAGACCCGAGAGAUCGAGAGAUCGAUUGAGCGCUCCUUGGCUCUUGUUGUUGUUGAUGAUUAUGACGAUGAUGCGUUCUGCUGCUCUCGCGCGGAAAAAGAAAGUUUUCUUCUUUCUGCUUUCUGCUUUUAAGGAGUUCAGAAUGUUAUGUUAUGGUACACACUUACGAGAUAUGACAUGUUUACUGUUUAUGCGCUUGUUUAACUAUUUACCUACCUAAUUACUUGUUUUAGAUAUGUACAUGUUUAUAUACACGUUUAGUCUUGAAUAUCCUACUCUCCACCUUUUUAUCGUCGCCUCUAGUUUGACCGAGCAGCUCCUCGAUGUAUGUACAUAAUAAUGUAUGUCAUGGGAUGUUAAACUCGCUACGUCUCGGGGACGACUAUAUUGAUAAUUUAGAUAUAUUCGCGACCAUGGCAGCUAUAUCUUCGUCUUUGCGAAUCGUCACCUCCCUC